AUGGAAGAUCCUAACAUUACUGCAGAUACUAUAUCACAAGUUCUUCUUAUUUCUUGGUCAAUUUGGCAUAGCAAAAAUCAGGUUUCUAAGUACUUUCAUAUUAAAUGGAAUCCUCCAAAUCAUGAUCAAAUUAAAAUAAACUUUGAUGGUUCUGAGAGGCAGGGUAUUGCUUCUCUUGGCUUUGAUUUUAGGAAUGCUAAUGGUCAACCUAUUUUUGCUGCUUCUAAGAAUCUGGGACCUGCUUCAAUUCUCAUUGCAGCAGCUACAGCUCUCAGGGAUGCUUUACAUGCUGCUCAACACUAUAACUUUUCUAGAGUUUUAGUUGAAGGAGACUCUAAAGUGCUUAUGGAUUGCAUUCUCAAGAAGAUAGGUACUCCUUGGCGGAUUAAGACUUUGGUGGAGGAUAUUUGGAAGAUUGCUUCUUCUUUCUCUUUCAUCAGGUAUUUUUGA
Messenger RNA from Rosa rugosa (rugosa rose), 450 nucleotides. RefSeq lists its product as uncharacterized. Gene Ontology annotation, molecular function: nucleic acid binding; RNA-DNA hybrid ribonuclease activity. The record is from RefSeq and is a predicted model, not a curated record. NCBI's taxonomy places the organism in Eukaryota, Viridiplantae, Streptophyta, Magnoliopsida, Rosales, Rosaceae. The transcript is spliced from 4 exons. Bases 1 to 450 code for a protein of 149 amino acids.